GGUUACCUUGUGGUCGAGGCAACAAAUAGCAGCUAGAGCAACGGCGACUAUCAAGCGAGUCAGAGCAGCGGAAAAGCAACUUUGGUGGGAAUUCAGACUUAGACGUAGUUACACUACCAAGUUGGACUUCCAGGCCGACGCACACACAGCAUCCAGUGCAAAUAUAGAGGAGGCUCUGAACAUCUGAGGGAUGUCAUCGCGUAUGUUUAAAUUUGGCGUAACUGCCGCUAGCGCCUGUAUAGGCUCUGUUCUAGCAUCUUGGACAAUUGAUCGUUGGAACUCACCGCACGUGGUGAAUAAUGCCGUGCAACGUCCACCGAAACGCAAGCGUACUCUGCCUCUCCGAUCUGAGCAAAUUAAGUCGCUAACGAGUGGUGAGGAAUUCGACGUACUCAUCAUUGGUGGAGGUGCUACAGGUGCAGGAUGCGCCUUGGACUCAGUUACGAGAGGUUUGAAGACAGCAUUAGUCGAACUGGAUGAUUUUGCAAGCGGCACCUCAUCGCGGUCCACGAAACUAAUCCAUGGCGGAGUUCGAUAUCUGCAAAAGGCCAUUCUAGGACUAGACUUUGAGCAGUAUAGAAUGGUGAAAGAGGCGUUGCAGGAGCGCGCCUCAAUGCUUGAGUCGGCGCCACAUCUGACCCACCCGUUGCCAAUCAUGCUGCCCGUUUACACUUGGUGGCAGGUACCAUAUUACUGGGUGGGCAUCAAAUGCUACGAUCUGGUCGCUGGCGAUCGCAAUGUCAAGAGCUCAUACUACUUGUCCAAGCAAGAUGCACUCGAGCUGUUCCCCAUGCUGAAAAAGGAUAAGCUGUGUGGUGCGAUAGUCUACUAUGAUGGGCAACAGGACGAUGCGCGCAUGUGCUUGGCAGUGGCAUUAACGGCUGCACGCCAUGGCGCUACAGUUUGCAAUCAUGUGGAGGUGAAGCAGCUGCUCAAGAAAGACGACGGUACUGGCAAACAAGUGCUAUGUGGAGCCAAGGUCAAGGAUAACAUAUCCGGGAAGGAGUUUACGGUCAAAGCGAAGUGCAUCAUCAAUGCCACCGGCCCUUUCACCGACAGCAUACGCAAAAUGGACGACCCCACGGUGAAGAGCAUUUGCUGCCCCAGCUCGGGCGUACAUAUUGUUCUACCUGGAUACUACAGUCCCGAUCAAAUGGGUCUGCUGGACCCCUCGACCUCCGAUGGACGCGUCAUUUUCUUUUUGCCCUGGCAAAGGCAAACAAUUGCUGGCACCACCGAUUCACCCUGCGAGGUCACCCGUACACCCACACCCACUGAAGACGAGAUUCAGUUCAUUUUGAGCGAGAUCAAGAAUUAUUUGAACGCCGAUGUAGAGGUGCGUCGUGGCGAUGUACUCUCCGCUUGGAGCGGCAUUCGCCCAUUGGUGUCCGAUCCCAAUAAAGAUGACACACAAUCGCUGGCACGCAAUCACAUUGUGCAUGUGAGCCCUUCAAAGCUCAUCACCAUAGCCGGCGGAAAGUGGACUACGUACAGGGCUAUGGCAGAGCAUACCCUCGAUGCGGCCAUUAAGGCUUGCAAUCUAAGUCCGGAACGUGCCGAGGCUGUGACAUCGUACCUUAAAAUCGAGGGCGGUCAGGGCUGGACUCCAACGAUGUACAUACGUCUCGUACAAGAUUUCGGCUUGGAGUGUGAAGUGGCUCAGCACUUGGCAAAGUCGUACGGCGAUCGAGCAUUUGCCGUGUCAAAGAUGGCUUCGCUCACUGGCAAGCGUUGGCCUAUUAUUGGCAAUCGCAUUCACCCAGAGUUCCCCUACAUUGACGCAGAAAUUCGAUAUGGCGUGCGUGAGUACGCCUGCACUGCCGUGGAUAUGAUUGCGCGUCGCUUGCGCUUGGCCUUCCUCAAUGUUCAGGCCGCUCAGGAGGCUUUGCCCGUCAUUGUGGACAUCAUGGGUGAAGAGCUGCAGUGGUCGAAGGAUGAGAAAGAGAAGCAAAUCAAGCAAGCAACCGAAUUCUUGGCCAAUGAAAUGGGCCAUUCUGUCAAUCGCACAUCGAAGGAAAGGAUUCCCAUUAAACUAUCAAAAGAUGAGAUACAAACAUAUAUCAAACGCUUCCAGCUUAUUGACAAAGAUAAAAAGGGAUAUGUGUCCAUCAACGACAUACGCAGAGCGAUCAAAAACUUUGGCGAUGGAGAUGUUUCCGGCGAGCAGCUCCACGAAAUUCUCAGGGAGAUCGAUACUAACAUGAACGGCCAGGUGGAGCUUGAUGAAUAUUUACAGAUGAUGUCGGCCAUUAAAACUGGCGAUGUAGCAUAUUCAAGGUUCGCGCGCAUGGCCGAGCUGGAGGAGCAGAAGCACGAGGCUGCAAAUCUAAAGCAGAAGAUCAGUGUGGAUCGUUCGGGAGGUGGACUAUAAUCAACUGAAAAUGCAACAAGUCUUAAAUAUAUGAUGAACGAUGACGAAAACUUAUACAAUUUUUAACUUAUUUUGCUGUUAUUAAAGCCUUGAAACUUAA
Scaptodrosophila lebanonensis is the source of this 2471-nucleotide messenger RNA. RefSeq names its product glycerol-3-phosphate dehydrogenase, mitochondrial (gene Gpo1). Bases 191 to 2371 code for a protein of 726 amino acids. The transcript is spliced from 8 exons. Gene Ontology annotation, biological process: glycerol-3-phosphate metabolic process. Gene Ontology annotation, cellular component: glycerol-3-phosphate dehydrogenase (FAD) complex; mitochondrion. The record is from RefSeq and is a predicted model, not a curated record. Gene Ontology annotation, molecular function: glycerol-3-phosphate dehydrogenase (quinone) activity; calcium ion binding. NCBI's taxonomy places the organism in Eukaryota, Metazoa, Arthropoda, Insecta, Diptera, Drosophilidae.